GGGCCAGCGGAUCGUCAGCAAAGUGUGUUAAAUUCCUGGCGUGUUUUAGACCGCAUUGAUUACUAACCGUCGGACUCUGAAUCAGCUACCUACUUCAGAAACGUGAAGUAGACUGUUUACAGGUUGAAUACUAUGUUAUCAUUGUCAGGAUGUUUACAUGGAAGUGGAAAAACUUAUUUUGAAAGUGUUCGAUGUUACAAUGUCGCUGUCACUGAUUCGGUUGUCAACCAUCAAAGGGUUUAGAUCAUUUCGACAUAAUCGAUUUGUGUGAGAUAAUAGUGGACUUUCUUGUCACCCUGUUAUCACUUGUCCCGACUGAUAGAACACUUGAAUUGUAAGUAAAUUUAAUAACGCAGAUUUCCCUUCUAAACUACUUUGCUGGAGCAGCCUUGGUGCCAUAUCAGUUACAAGCUUGGCUGAAUUGAAUAAGCCAAAGAUAAGAUAUUGUAUCUGUACAUUUUAUGGACUUGAGCUUCAUUAUAGGAUUAAAUGUUUAGCCUUAACACACAGGCAACUCUUAAACAGUUCUAAAGGAGAUUGACAUCGACCAUUUCGGAACUGAACUGACAUUAAAUAUCCAAUGUAGCCUGUCAAACUUAAAUGGCAUCGCACAAUUACAACCAACGAGGUGUGCCACCAAAACCAGUCCCAGCUCCCAGAGGAGCCAGAUCGCCUAGUUCUCCCAAUGGAAACCCGAUGUCAGUCAUGAUGGACAGGCCAAUGUCAUCGCAGGUGAUGGCUGCUGCUGCAGCUGGAAUGGCAGCAUCUGGACAAGCAAUGAAUGACAACCGUGCAAAGGCUGUCUUGAAGGAAGCUGUAGAUGCGGUGGUCAACAGCUUUGCCAAGCACUCACAUGGAUAUGGAAGAGUGAAUGUGGUGGAAGCAUUACAAGAGUUCUGGCAGAUGAAGCAGGAUCGUGGAGCAGAUUUGAAGAAUGGAGCCCUAGUUGUGUAUGAGUCCCAACCGUCAGCUACACCACCAUAUGUGUGUUACGUCUCCCUCCCUGGGGGAAGCUGCUUUGGCAGUUUUCAGCAUUGCCCCACAAAGGCAGAAGCCAGAAGGAGUGCAGCCAAAAUAGCCCUGAUGAAUUCUGUAUUUAAUGAGCACCCGUCACGCAUGAUUACAGAUGACUUCGUAGACCAUGCUGUCCGUGAUGCUGCUGGAUCUUUCCAGGGAGCACCUGAACAGGCAGAUAACCCAGCCACAGGGAUUGGUGCUUUCCGUUUUAUGUUGGAGGCUAAUAAAGGUCGUACCAUGUUGGAGUUCCAAGAACUUAUGACUGUGUUUCAACUGCUACAUUGGAAUGGCAGUCUGAAGGCAAUGAGGGAACGUAACUGUUCCCGACAAGAAGUGUUAGCACACUACUCACAUCGUGCUCUUGACGACGAUAUGCGCUCACAGAUGGCACUUGAUUGGAUAGCGCGAGAACAGGAAGUGGAAGGCAUCAUUAGCCGUGAAUUAGAAAUUUCAGAAAAAGAACUGGAAAGUGCCAGAUUAGCUGGACGUGAAUUACGUUUCUUCAAAGAGAAAAGAGACAUUCUGGUUCUGGCAUUAAGCCAGAUUGGACCUCCAGAAAGUUUGGCAUGAAAAUAGUGUAUGAAUUCAUUCAUGAGCCAAAACAUUUAGCACACUCUUCAUAAAAGUUGUGCCGCUUUACAGCAUGCAUUAUUGCAUCUCAUAGAUAAUUCUUAAGCGUUCAUUCUGUAGAAGUAACCUAUUAACAGAGUUUUUGGUCAAGAUAUUUAAAGCUACAGCUGGAGGGUGUCCCUUGUACAUGUGUAACUUAUUCCUUAAAUCUCUAGUGUAAUUUUGUGUUAACAGAACACUUUUAAGUUAAAACAUUUCAGAUGAAAAUGGUGACACUUAAUUUACAAUUUUAUGUAUGUUGUAUUUAGGUUUUAUUUAUUAUUAUCUUGAAAUGUACACUUGUACUAAUGAGAUUUUUUUUUGUCCUGUUUUAUGUUAUUACAAGCCUGCCAAAAUCAAGUGGUACAGACAUGUAAUUGGUUCUUAGUCUGGUUGUAUUAUUUAUUAAGACCUUUGUUUGUCAUGUUCAUCAUAUUGUCUGAGUCUCUAGAGAACAAGAAAUUAGGUAGCAAAAUGUAUUGGUCAGUUACCAGUGUCAUAGCUGACCGGGAGUAAUGAGUAAUAUUAAUUUAUUGGCUUGGAUAGGAUCUGAAAAUUCUCCAAAUAAACCUGCUCAACAAGUGUUUGGGCUAUGUAGUUAUGGACUGUUUGCAAAUGUUACCUGUCCAAAGACAUGGAGUUGGUGUUUAUUUUGACUCUUGGAAAGAUUUCAAUUUUGUAAUACGAUAUUUUUUAUUUUUCAAUUAUUUUAUGCACUCAUAAAUAUUUAACUACCCUCUUGUACUGUAUCACAAAUUAAGAAUGCUCUUUUCAUCUUAAAAGGCAUAGAUAUAUUCCUGCUUUUCAUUACUUACUGCUUACAGCAAUGCAAACAUCAAUAAACUUCAGAAUACAAAAAAUUAUCAUACCCCAAAGUUUGUGAAAGAAUAGUUCUUCCAACUUUCCAGUAUACAAUAAAACUGGGGUUUCUUGAUUAACAACAAUACAUAUUCUACAUCUCUAGAAAAGAAAUAUACACAUAGACUAUUCUGUAACUGUGAAACAGGCUUUUUGUAUACUGUGAUAUAUUGCUCAUACCAGCUAUACUUAAUUCAUUCUGUAUCUUACAUGCCUUUUGUUUGAUAAAAACAUAUUUUUAUGUUAUCAAUUUUGUAAUACUGUCUGAAAAUGAUGAAAAGUUCACUAUUUCAGAUGAUGCAUUAACUAAAUAUACAGUAAACUUUGAAAAUAGCGAGGAAAAACAAGUACACUUACAAAAUGUCUAAAUUUUCUUCACCAUAAUGGUCCUCAGAAAUCCUGUAUAGUAGAAAUCAGCCUCCUAGGUACUUAAGUGUAUGGCAUAUACUUCAGUGCUUAUACAUGUAUAUACAGUACAGUGGAUAUAAACCAUACCUUUGAUAGAUUUUUGUUGUAACAACACCAGGAUUUUAAUCAGAUCUGUAAAUAUACCAACCCUCAUGUCAUUGUUACUGUGGAAGUAUUAUAAAGAAAGUAUAUUUUUGAUAUAGAGAUAAAUAUAUUUCACUCAAAACUGACUCACUUACCGUGUCAUGAAAAUGUUUUGCAGAAUUCUGUGAUUUUCUAUGUACAGGUAUAUUCUCUUUCGCUGCAUUGAAUAUGAGGUGUUUUUUUUAUAUGAACAAUGUAAAUGAUAAAGCACAUGAAACUGUCCAUUUGAAAUACUCAAGAGGAAAUUUAACAUGGAAAUUGUGUGUAAAUCUGUCAUUGGAUUGUAUUAUUUAGCUGUAAACUCAGAAAAUGUAUAAACAAUAUACUGUAUACCGAUGAUUUACAUGUAGAUUGUAGAUGUGCUGUAACUAUGCAUACUUAUUUGAACUACUGGAAAGAAUGCCCCACAAAAUCAAGACCACACUCUAAAUAUGUGUAGGUUAGAUAUUGAAUAAUAUAAUUCCAUUUUGAAAAGAUGUAAUGAAGAAGACAUUAUCACACAGUAGCAGAACAAAUUUCAUGCCACAAUAUUUUAGUAUCAUUAUAUUAACAUAGAAAGAAAAUGAGAUGAAAAAUUUGCAAAAGUAAUAAAGCAUUUGGAGCCAUGAAUCUAAAAAUGAAAACAUAUAAAAAAUAAUAAAAUCAAUCAGGGUUGUAUGAUAUCCAAUCAAAAUUGAUUCAAGCUCAAGAAAAAAUUUGUUGCUGACCCCAAUAUCUAACAGUGCUUUAUUACAACACUGGUAAAAUACUAACUGCAAUAUAUACCGCUCGGCUUGAUGUAACUUCACUUCAACUUGAUAGGUUGAGCAUCAGAGGCAAUGAAAUAGAUAAGGAUGUCUAUUACAAUAGUAUUAACAUCUACAUAACAAACAGUCUUUGUUUUGUUAAACAAAAGUUUGAUGGUUAUCAUUGUAAUUUCAUCUCAGUAAUCUGGCGUGAAAAUAUAUGUUCUUUUAACUGUUUUAUAUCUACAAGAUAAAAUAUCAUUCAGACAUUAUUCAACUGUUGAAACAGGUAAACCAUUUUUAUAAUACAGUUUUUUCAAAAAGUCAUUUUUCAAAAGGGCUUCCACGUGUAUAUGGUAUUCUUCUUGUAUCUGUAUGAAUGUACAUGUUACUCUUUUUCACAAAACAUGAACCAGGCUGCCUUGUAAGUGCUUUUCAUCCAACUUACUGUGGUUGUUAGAAGUCUGGAAAGAUUUCAACUGUCUUCAGUUUAUGAUAAAAGGAUAUUUAAUUUCAGUGUUGUAGCUAAAGUUUCAGUGUUGUUGCCAUGGUUUCAGUGCUGUUGCCUUGAUUUCAACAUUGUAUCCCUGAUUUCAGGGUUGAAGCCAGGGUUUCAAUGAUCUCAAGGUUACAGUGUUGGUACCAUGGUUUCAGUGUUGUUAUCAAGGUUUCAUUGUUGUAACAAUGGUUUCAGUGUUGUUUUUAAGGUUUCAGUGUUGUAAUCAUGGUUUUAGCAUUGUAUCCCAGGUUUCAGUGUUGUAGCCAUGGUUUUAAUGUUGUUACUAUGGUUUCAGUGUUGUUAUCAAGGUUUCAUUUUGGUAACCAUGGUUUCAAUGUUGUUACCAUGGUUGUAAAAAUUUCAAGGUUUCAAUGUUGUCACCAUUGUUUCAGAGUUGUUACCAUGGUUUCAGUGUUGUAGCCAUGGUUUCAGUGUUGUUACCAAGAUUUCAGUGUUGUUACCAAGGUUUCAGUGUUGUUACCAUGGUUUCAGUGUUGUUACCAUGGUUUAUCUCUUUAAGUGUUCAUUGUAGAUUCCUUACCCCUACUAUUAAGACAGUGAGUGUGCUUAAGAAAGGAUAUGUUCUGAUUGUUGCUUGACAAGAUUGUUGAAUCAAGACAAUGGUGUUCCUUCAACUCUGUAAGCAGAGUAAUUUGUUAUUUAGGCCCAUGAAGAGGAAUGGAGAACAAGAUAGACAAAAUAUUGCAAUGUGUUGCAGUAUUACCAGUAUAUUCCGCUAGUGUGAAAGGGAUGUCUCACAUUGGAUGUUGGAGGGAUGUGUCACAGCAGGUAUGAUAAAAUUGGUGACGUCUAGUGAGUGAGGGAUUUCAAGUGUUGGAGAAGAUGAUCAGAUGUGGGAAGUUAGAUUUGGGAUUUUCAUGUUUGGGGUAGGAGAAUGUUAUAACUCUCUAACAAAGUGCAAUAAAAGUCACUAAUAUUAUGGUAAUAGCAACAGAAAAAGUAUAAAGGGUAAUACGUCGAUCAAAUUUGUUAUUAUACUUGUGUACAUAGAUAAUGUAAAUUGGAAUUCUCAUCCUACAUGUUGAAGAUAUGGGAGAAGAGAUCUGACUAUAGUUAUAUACUAGAGGUAACUUGUUGUCUUAUUAGUUUGUUGUUGUGUUAUGUUGAACAGUUAGUGUUUAAAUGUAUUGUAAAAAAUAGGUUAACCAUGUUCAAUAGUCCAUGAAUUUUUUUCUGACAUGUGAAGGGAGAUAACUCAAUAUUUUGAAGGUGAUUUGAAAAGUGAUUGUCAAUUGUAACCAGGAAACUUUCGUCUGUGUUUGCUGAUCACAAUAAUUUAUGCUUUUAAACAAGGUUUGUUACUAUGCUAGUUGAAAUACUUUUUCGUGAAUACUAUUGUUUUUGGUUAUGAAAAAGUGAGACAUUGUAGAAGGUUGUUGAAUAUUACCAGCUACAAAAUUGAAAAAUAGUUUCUAUGUACAAAUUGUGUAAACUUUCAAAAGUAUCCCGGUUUGUAAAGAUUGUCUUAUAUACACCUUAUUUUAAUAGGUUUGGAAAGAAAGAAUCAUGUGAUUAGCUUGUAAUGAAUCUUCAGUUUUUAAAGUAAAUGUGACCACAUUUAUCAAUACAUUCUACAUUCUCCAUUACUUUCUUCUUCUUUCCCAUCAUAUUUGGAAAUAGAUGAAAUCUUGUUGUGAAGAAUUCUAGGGAAAAAAGUACUUCAAAAUGUGUUUAAUCAAGAUGUGGAUGUGUAAACAGGAUAUUGGGCUCAGAACUAUUAUUAUAGUGCUAACAUAUGUAUUUGUAUAAAAACUUAAUAUCAUGCUUCAUUUCAAAAGCAUUAAUUAAAGUGAAGUUGCUUUGCAUUUAUGUAUGGACCUUAAAAUGUUUGCCAGGGCUUUUUGAUGUACUUCAUUAUUCUGCUCUGAGAAAUCAUUUUAGAUCAAAACAGCAUUAUAGACUUCUGAAUGAAUACACAUACAAAUGAUGCUGACUGUUGUAAUUCCAUAUAGAGUAUAUAGAGUUGGAAGUAUUUUAAACACUUUCAGACUGAUAACUGUACAUUCUCAUGCAUGUGAUAUUUGUUCAUUAUAGAUAUCUAUUGUUGUCUGUGUUGACGCAAGAUGUCGGCUUUUGUAAGUUGUAUACAAAGCUUCUCAUGUUAUUUGGCAUAAUAUAACAAAUUAAUAAUCAAUAAAAUGAUCUUGCCAUAGGUAA
Molecule: messenger RNA, 6438 nt
Organism: Ylistrum balloti
Lineage: Eukaryota; Metazoa; Mollusca; Bivalvia; Pectinida; Pectinidae
Product: protein limb expression 1 homolog
Exons: 4
Coding region: 601-1587 (328 amino acids)
Biological process (GO): autophagosome maturation
Cellular component (GO): cytoplasm
Source: RefSeq, a predicted model, not a curated record